UUGGCUGAGCUGAAGCAAUACGAACAGGGUCGGCAGGCAGCUCCGAGCAGUAGUCGCGGCAGUUUGUCGGCUUGAGGGGCUCCAGGAGUCUGGGCGGGGAAGAUGGCGUCUCGGGCAGGCCCGCGAGCGGCCGGCACUGACGGCAGCGACUUUCAGCAUCGGGAGCGCGUCGCCGUGCACUACCAGAUGAGUGUGACCCUCAAGUAUGAAAUCAAGAAGCUGAUCUACGUGCAUCUGGUCUUAUGGCUGCUGCUGGUUGCCAAGAUGAGCGUGGGACACUUGAGGCUCUUGUCUCAUGAUCAGGUGGCCAUGCCCUAUCAGUGGGAGUACCCCUAUUUGCUAAGCAUUGUACCCUCCCUCCUGGGCCUCCUCUCCUUCCCCCGCAACAACAUUAGCUACCUGGUGCUCUCCAUGAUCAGCAUGGGGCUCUUCUCCAUCGCUCCCCUCAUUUAUGGCAGCAUGGAGAUGUUCCCUGCUGCACAGCAGCUCUACCGCCAUGGCAAGGCCUACCGCUUCCUCUUUGGUUUUUCUGCCGUCUCCGUCAUGUAUCUGGUGUUGGUGCUGGCGGUCCAAGUGCACGCCUGGCAGUUAUACUACAGCAAGAAGCUCCUAGACUCUUGGUUCACGAGCACACAGGAGAAGAAGCGUAAAUGAAGCCUGCUUGAUGGACUGCUGUGUGAGGUGACGCCUGGGCCUCUUACCCAGUGAACUGAGAGGGUAAAGGAGUUGCUCUAAAAUCUCCUUUGGUGAUUUUGGCAGCUGCAAUGUUGGCGACUAGUGCAAACGAAGCCUGAAUUCUGCAGAGCCCCUUCUGUUACCAUCAGCUGGUGGUGGAACUGUUUAAUUUAUUCCUGAUUGGUGGAACUGGGUGAUCAACAGCUGUGAAACAAACUUUGGCUGGUUGAAGUUGAGGUCCUUCUGAGUUUUUCAUCCUGACGUCUUGGUCAUUCUCUCCACUUCCAUCCAUCACCCCUUCCCAUCAAAACUGAAGGAGAUGGGAAAUCAGUCAAAUUCUCCUUCAAUCAGUAGGUCGUGGAGCAAGAAACAUCUGGGACGCUGCUCCCCCUGUAGGCGUUGGUCUCUACUGUGAAACCUUUUAAUUAAAAAGAACCUCAAUAAAGUUACAACUGCCUAGU
Messenger RNA from Budorcas taxicolor (takin), 1136 nucleotides. RefSeq names its product jagunal homolog 1 (gene JAGN1). The record is from RefSeq and is a predicted model, not a curated record. Gene Ontology annotation, biological process: vesicle-mediated transport; endoplasmic reticulum organization; granulocyte colony-stimulating factor signaling pathway. Bases 103 to 654 code for a protein of 183 amino acids. Gene Ontology annotation, cellular component: endoplasmic reticulum membrane. Lineage: Eukaryota; Metazoa; Chordata; Mammalia; Artiodactyla; Bovidae. The transcript has 2 exons.